Rattus norvegicus (Norway rat) is the source of this 8087-nucleotide messenger RNA. It is a transcript of the gene Erbin, whose product is annotated as erbb2 interacting protein. Gene Ontology annotation, biological process: regulation of multicellular organismal process; regulation of keratinocyte differentiation; response to muramyl dipeptide. Gene Ontology annotation, molecular function: signaling receptor binding. Lineage: Eukaryota; Metazoa; Chordata; Mammalia; Rodentia; Muridae. Gene Ontology annotation, cellular component: nuclear membrane; cytoplasm; basolateral plasma membrane. The record is from RefSeq and is a predicted model, not a curated record.
AAUUACGAUCGUACAAAGAAACUCGAUCGGCCGGGGCGGCGGAGGCCUCGCGGGGUCGUACGGGGGAGCUCGGCGGGCCCGGCCUCGGGGGGCGGGCCUCCCGUCGCGCGCCUCCCAGCCAGCCCGCGGCCCCCGGCCCGCGCCCCCCGCCGCCGACGUCGGGCGCGUAGACCCCGUGCGCGCUGACUGGCUCGCGCCGGCCUUCGCCCGGCUGUGGGCGGUUGGGGCGCCCCCGCGGGAGGCCGCCCCGCCCCCGCCGCCGCCGCCGCCCCCGCCGCCGCCGCCGCCGCCGCCGCGCGCAGCCUCGGCCCCCUAGCCGCCGGGGCGGUGGCGCUGUUGCCGCCGCGGCCUGUGAGGCAGAAACUCCCUCCACCCCGGUCCGGCCCGGGUCCGCCUCCUCCUUUCUCUCCUCCGCCUCGCCUCCCCUCUCCGUCUCCCGCUCGAGUGAAGGUGGCGCGGCGGCGCGCGACGCAGCCUCGGCCCCUGGCGCGGGCCCGCGAGCUCCUGAGGAGACCGCGCCACCGCGGCUGCGGGGAAGGAGAACCGGGGAGAGCGCAGGGACUGCGGCGGGGAGACUGGAGGGUUAGAGCGGGAGUGGCAGAGACCGGGCCGGCCGGUCGGACUGCCCGACCGACGGUCGCCUUCCAGCCUGCGCGGCCGGUCGGCUCCGGCUCGGGGCGGCGGGGGCCGGACGGGCGCAGGGUGCGGCCGGCGCACUCGAGACAAUACCCGCGCGGCGCGGCUGUGGGGGCGGAGGCCUAGUGCGGCCCAGGCCAGCGGAGCUCCGCGUCCUCGCCCCCGUGGGCCGCGCAAGGUCCCGCGGCUCGGGGCGGGCGCCGUCCCCUCCCCCUCGGCGGCGCGCCGCCCCGGGGUUCCGGGUUCCCGGGCACCGAGCUGGAUCCUGCUUUUCACCCAGGCAGGAAGUGAGUUUCGCACGGCAAUUCCGGGCGGUGUCACGAGUGAAAAGUUUUUUCCUUCGGCGGAGAACCUAGACGAGGCUGGGAAACUCCUGACAGAAGUCGCAAGCAGGAAGCCAGCCCGCACCCCAGCCCCCACCGAAGCAGCCGCGCUGCUGCGGGCGGCAGCUCCACAUCCGCCUAGUCCUCGCGGGAGCCUCGGCGGGGCCCGGAGCCACUGAGGAAGGGCAGGAAACCAUGUCAAGCCGAGCCUCGGGACGGCUGCCCUGAGACACCCGGAGAGGUAAUUUUUUUUUUACGGGAAGCGUCCAGCCAAGUUCGUGGGCCGGAAGCGACGGUACUUUAGUCUACCUCGCUCUGCCCGAGUUGUCUGACUUCUUUCUCCCUGGUCGGAAUGCCUUGUCGUUUUAGCAACUGAAUAGUAAAACUGAUUUACCCCCUUGCCCCGUCUACCGUCUGGAUUCCUUUCUUUUUAAGAUGGGGUUGUAAGAAUGUGGUGGGACGAAAAGUUUUUCAGCCGUCGGAAGAAAGAGUUCCUUUGUUGAGCAUAAGGGCCAGAAGUUUUAGUGUUCCGGGACGUAUACAAUGUAUAUCAAGUUGCUGAGUCUGGCAACUUUUGUUUCGGAAGAAAGUUAAGUCUCGCUGCGGGGAGAGACUGAUUCGCUCUCACUGAGAUGGCUGCCACAUUUGUUUAUGUUGGUGUGGAUUGUUUUGGUUUUCGCGUUAAUCCUACAUGGAGGUCGUUUUAAGGCACGUCUUUUUCUUUGGACUUAAGAAACUGCCUGCCUGCCAUUCUCGAUUGCUUUUUCUGGACGGCCAAGGAACUACUUGUAAAUGUUGGCUCAAUUAAGAAACAUCAGGGAGAUUAAUUCAACUCAGUGCAUUUAACAAUGACUACAAAACGAAGUUUGUUUGUGCGGUUGGUACCAUGUCGCUGUCUACGAGGGGAAGAGGAGACAGUCACUACUCUAGAUUAUUCUCAUUGCAGCUUGGAACAAGUUCCCAAAGAGAUUUUCACCUUUGAAAAAACUUUAGAGGAGCUCUAUUUAGAUGCUAAUCAGAUUGAAGAGCUUCCAAAGCAACUUUUUAAUUGUCAGUCUCUACAUAAACUAAGUUUGCCAGACAAUGAUUUAACAACAUUACCAGCUUCCAUUGCAAAUCUGAUUAAUCUCAGGGAACUGGAUGUCAGCAAAAAUGGAAUACAAGAAUUUCCAGAAAAUAUUAAAAAUUGUAAAGUUUUGACAGUUGUGGAGGCCAGUGUAAACCCUAUUUCUAAGCUCCCUGAUGGGUUUUCUCAGCUGCUAAACCUAACCCAGUUAUAUCUGAAUGAUGCUUUCCUUGAAUUCUUACCAGCUAAUUUUGGCAGAUUAACUAAACUCCAGAUACUAGAACUUAGAGAAAAUCAGUUGAAAAUGUUGCCUAAAACCAUGAAUAGACUGACCCAGCUGGAAAGACUGGAUUUGGGAAGUAAUGAAUUCACAGAAGUGCCUGAAGUACUUGAACAACUGAGUGGAUUGAGAGAGUUUUGGAUGGAUGGCAAUAGACUGACUUUUAUUCCAGGGUUUAUUGGUAGUUUGAGACAGCUCACAUACUUGGAUGUUUCUAAAAAUAAUAUUGAAAUGGUUGAAGAAGGAAUUUCAACAUGCGAAAAUCUCCAGGACUUCCUCUUAUCAAGUAAUUCCCUUCAGCAGCUGCCUGAGACUAUCGGUUCAUUGAAAAAUGUCACAACUCUUAAAAUAGAUGAAAAUCAAUUAAUGUAUCUACCAGACUCAAUAGGAGGGUUAAGGUCAAUAGAAGAACUGGAUUGCAGUUUCAAUGAAAUUGAGGCUUUGCCUUCCUCUAUCGGACAGCUCACAAACAUAAGAACAUUUGCUGCAGAUCACAAUUACUUACAACAGCUACCCCCAGAGAUUGGAAACUGGAAAAAUGUAACUGUGCUGUUUCUCCAUUCUAAUAAACUAGAGACGCUUCCAGAGGAAAUGGGUGAUAUGCAGAAAUUAAAAGUUAUCAAUUUAAGUGAUAAUAGGUUAAAGAAUUUGCCUUUUAGCUUUACAAAGCUACAACAGUUGACUGCUAUGUGGCUGUCAGAUAAUCAGUCCAAACCUCUGAUACCUCUUCAAAAAGAAACUGAUUCAGAAACUCAGAAAAUGGUGCUUACUAAUUACAUGUUCCCUCAGCAACCAAGGACUGAAGAUGUUAUGUUCAUAUCAGAUAAUGAAAGUUUUAACCCUGCAUUGUGGGAAGAACAGAGAAAACAGCGGGCUCAAGUAGCAUUUGAAUGUGAUGAAGACAAAGAUGAAAGGGAGGCACCUCCCAGGGAGGGAAACUUAAAGAGAUAUCCAACACCGUACCCAGAUGAGCUUAAGAAUAUGGUCAAGACUGUACAAACCAUUGUACACAGAUUAAAGGAUGAAGAAACUAAUGAGGAGUCCGGGAGAGAUUUAAAACAACAUGAAGAUCAGCAGGUUGUAAAUAAGGACAAGGGUGUGAAGCCUUCAGAAAGUAUUACAACAAAAAGCAAGCUUGAUGAGAGAGAAAAGUAUAUGAACUCUGUACCGAAAACGAGUGAGCCUGAAGCCGAGACCAAUGCGGGGAAUUCACCAGUGACUACAAAUAGGAAAUCGUCUGGGAACAUGAAGCAUCUUGUCAACCAUGAUGACGUUUUUGAGGAAUCUGAAGAACUUUCUUCUGAUGAAGAAAUGAAAAUGGCAGAGAUGCGACCUCCAUUAAUUGAAACCUCGAUUAAUCAGCCCAAAGUCGUAGCACUUAGUAAUAAUAAAAAAGAUGAUGCAAAGGAUACAGAUUCUUUAUCAGAUGAAGUCACACACAAUAGUAAUCAAAAUAACAGCAAUUGUUCUUCCCCAUCUCGGAUGUCUGAUUCAGUGUCUCUUAAUACUGACAGCAGUCAAGACACCGCACUCUGUUCUCCAGCGAAACAAAUUCCUAUCGAUAGUAACUCCAAAAUCAGACAAGAAGAUGAAAAUUUUAACAGCCUUUUGCAAAAUGGAGUUAAUUUAAACAAUUCACCAGAGGAAAAAUUCAAAAUUAAUGAUAAAAAGGAUUUUAAGUUACCUGAGUAUGAUUUGAAUAUUGAAGAGCAAUUAGUUCUGAUUGAAAAAGAUGUUGAUUCAAAAGCCACAUCUGAGGAUUCUCACCAAUUAGACCAUAUUAACAUGAAUCUUAAUAAACUGGUGACCAAUAAUAUUUUUCAACCAGAAAUAAUGGAAAGAUCAAAGAUGCAGGAUAUAGUGCUUGGAACAGGCUUUUUAAGUAUUCAUUCUAAAAGUGAAGCUGAGCAUAUUGAAAAUGGAAAUAAAUUUCUAAAUUCGGAGUCCAUAAAUAAGGUAAAUGGUCUUUCUGAGGAUACUGCACAGUCUCCUGGUAGGAUUGAACCACAGAAUACCAGUCCUGCUGAUGUGGGUAUUUCUAAAAGCACGGAAGAUCUAUCUCCUCAGAGAAGCGGUCCAGCUGGAUCUGUUGUGAAAUCUCAUAGUAUAACUAACAUGGAGACUGGAGGCCUAAAAAUCUAUGACAUUCUUAGUGACGAUGGUCCUCAGCCACCAGGUGCAACAGUGAAAGUCGCUUCUACUAUGGAUGGGAAAAACAUAGUCAGGAGCAAGUCGGCCACACUGCUGUAUGAUCAGCCCCUGCAGGUGUUCACCGCCUCUUCCUCAUCUUCUGAGUUACUGUCAGGUACAAAGGCAGUUUUCAAGUUUGAUUCAAAUCACAACCCUGAAGACCCAGAUAUAAUAAGGGCUUCCAUAGUACCUGGCCCACAGUCUAUACCUCAACUGUAUGGUCCUCCACAAUAUAAUGUCCAAUACAGUGGCAGUGCUGCAAUGAAAGACACUCUGUGGCACCCUAAACAAAAUCCACAGAUAGAUCCUGUCAGUUUUCCUCCUCAGCGCCUUCCAAGAUCUGAGAGUGCAGAAAAUCACAGUUACACAAAGCAUUCUGCCAAUAUGAAUUUCUCUAACCAUAACAAUGUUAGAGCCAAUACUGCAUACCAUUUACAUCAGCGACUUGCCCCAACCAGACAUGGAGAAAUGUGGGCUGUCUCUCCGAAUGACCGGCUAGUGCCAGCAGUAUCUCGGACUACUGUUCAGCGACAGAGUAGUGUGUCUUCAACAGCGUCUGUAAAUCUUGGUGAUCCUGGUCCCACGAGGCGUACUGAAGGGGAUUAUUUAUCAUACAGAGAGUUACAUUCAAUGGGAAGAACUCCAGUCACGUCAGGAUCACAAAGACCUCUUUCCGCACGAGCAUUCAGCAUUGAUGGCCCAAGUACAUCAAGGCCUCAGAGUGCCCGGCCCUCUAUAAGUGAAAUACCAGAGAGAACUAUGUCAGUCAGUGAUUUCAAUUACUCACGGACUAGUCCUUCCAAAAGACCCAAUGCAAGGGUUGGUUCUGAGCAUUCUUUAUUAGAUCCUCCAGGGAAAAGUAAAGUUCCUCAUGACUGGCGGGAACAAGUACUUCGACACAUUGAGGCCAAAAAGUUAGAAAAGAGCAUGCUGUCAAGGUCCUUUAGUUCCAAUCUCACUGCUGUAAGCAGCUCUCACUAUGGCAGCUCUAGGGAUCUGCAUGGCAGCCAGGGCAGCCUUGCCCUGAAUGUUGCAGACGGAAGAGGUUCUGGUGGGCACAGUUUUCGACAUCCCCAGACAUCCAGUCCAGGAGAUUGUUGCCAAGAUGAUAGAUUCAUGUCAGGAGAGCAGAACCACCCACUGGGUGCACUUAGUCACAGAGAUCUUCGAGACAGCCUGAUGAAAAUGCCUUUGAGUAAUGGACAAAUGGGCCAGCCUCUCAGGCCUCAGGCAAAUUAUAGUCAAACACAUCAUCCCCCUCAGGCAUCUGUGGCAAGGCAUCCCUCUAGAGAACAACUAAUUGAUUAUUUGAUGCUGAAAGUGGCCCACCAGCCUCCAUAUACACAUCCCCAUUGUUCUCCUAGACAAGGCCAUGAACUGGCAAAGCAAGAGAUUCGAGUAAGAGUAGAAAAGGAUCCAGAACUUGGAUUUAGCAUAUCAGGAGGUGUCGGGGGUAGAGGAAACCCUUUCAGACCUGAUGAUGAUGGUAUAUUUGUAACAAGGGUACAGCCCGAAGGACCAGCAUCAAAAUUACUACAGCCAGGAGAUAAAAUUAUUCAGGCUAAUGGCUACAGUUUUAUCAACAUUGAACAUGGACAAGCAGUGUCCUUGUUAAAAACUUUCCAUAAUGCAGUAGAACUCAUCAUUGUACGAGAAGUUUCUUCAUAAGCAGUAUAGACAAAAAAAAAAAAAAAAUGGGGACGAUAGCAAGAUUAUUGAAGACACAAGGGAAAUGACUAUUUUGCUUAUUUUUAUAUAUAAAGAAGAACAAAAACUGUUGGCUUGGAACUUGUACAUUACUGAAAUAAUGGAGCUUGUGCUUAGAGGGAAGAACCACUCACUGUACAGAAGAUGAAAGAGACUCUUGGAUUCAAAUCAUUUAAGAUUUGUUGUUAGGUUUUUAAACUUAGCAAAUCAAGGCUACAAAAACAAAGUUCUGUUGUUUUUGUAUAGAUUGUAGGUUUAUUUUUGGAUUUCAUACACAUGACUGACUGUAUGCAAGGCAAUAGUUAGCCUUGAUUGUAGCCCAGAGACAGAUUGCAGUGCUCUCUGUCUCCUAGCUUUUGUGUCCUAACUUUUAUCCAACUGGUAUUAAUGGUUUUUCUGCCGAACUACUUUUUCCUUGUGGUAAGAGAUUUGAAGUGUUGGCUUUUGCUAUGUGCAUACUGAAGAGUGAGUACAUGAAGUUGGUGCUGGUGGGUUCACUUUUCAAGGCCAGAUUAAAGCAUUAUUUCCUAUAAAAAUCUGAGGCAAAUGGUGAAAAAAAGUUAUCUGAUAAUGUAUUUUUAUUAAUAGAAUAAUGCAAUAAAAUACGUAAUGUCUUUUUAAAAGACAAUAAUUGCAUUUUAUGAGCUCUACAAGAUCGAUUCUUGUCAUAGCUAUUGACUAUACAUUUGCUACUGGUGAUUCAAUUUUUAAUUUUUUAGUUACUGAAGUUUUUAACUAUGUAGAUGCAUGUCCACGCAUUUCUCAUACUAUGAAGUUCUGAUACUUUUUUCUUUGAUAAAUGGUGGUACUUGCAACCUCAUUUUUAUAAUUAGCACUCCAUCAUAACCUAAUUUAUAAUUUUUGUUAUAAUAAGCAAAUGAAACUAAAAAGCCAGUUUUAAGUUUUGUGUCUCACCCAUAAUAUAAAAUAUCAGAAGGUUUCAGAAAGCCUCUUGGUUUUGUUGGCCUGGCGUUGCCUUGGUAAAGUGAGAGGAAACGUGAGUGUGCAUGGAGCUAGGAAACCAAAGCAAGUCGGUGAGACUGACACAGCGAUAGAGAAUUGCCGCGGAGAGCAGACGGAUGGUCCCGGAAGCCUGCCAGUGUGUAAAGUGUCAAGAUUAAGGGCUGUUCUUACAGAGAGCAUUCAAUGUGAACUCCACACUUCAGAGUCUUUAAAGGGUUUCUAAAUGUACCGAUGUGAUAGUGUUUUACCACCAAUUGCCUUUGUUCCUAGUUACUGUAACAAGUAUUGAUAGAAGUUUAUUAAUUUUGUUUAUCCAAACCAUUAAUUUUAUUUGCUUUUGUUCAAUAUAAUCAAAUAAAAUUUGGGUAACAUGCAGUGGUAAGAAGUAAUGCACGGUUAUUUGGACCAGAGACAAGUGCCAUAGGAGACCAGCAACCGUUUUUAGUAGAAGCUAGUCUGAAAACUCUUAUUAAAGCAAUACUCAGUUCUUUAAUCCAUUUUUUUUUAAUUUCAGAGAAGCAUAAUUUGGGUAUUUCUAAUGUGUUAUGCUCUUUUCUUCAACCUUGAUUGGUUGUUCUUACAGGACUAGCUAAAGCACCACCUACAUUAUUUUUACAAAUGAGUCGGACUCAUUUCCAUUUCUAGUCAAAAUAGUCAGCACUUUUAAAAAUAUUUGAACUUCAAUAUUGCACUUCUUUCAAGCUGUUAUCAAUUGGGUAUUGUACUGUAUAGUUUUAAUAAUUUUGAUUGAAACCCUUUAACAACUCUUUGUAAAUUUUAACUCAUUUUUAGUUGAUUUUCAGUACUUUUACAUAGGAAUUGAUUUUUAUGAAUAUAGUAGAAGAAAUGUGCUGUAUUUUGAUAAAAUUCACUUGUAUGUGUUGUAAUCUCUUAAACAAAGAAUGACAAACAGCUUCUUUAA